AUGUCAAACCAACCUGCCCCGCCUCGCCCAUGGUUCCGUUUGCCAUCAAUAGCUCGCCCAGCUGCCCCUGCUCCAACCCCAACUCCAGAGUCGCCUCCUCCGCAACCCCGUCCAGCUCUUGCUCGACCUUCAUUUAGGCUUACUGCUCUGCCUCAGCCUGUGCCAACACAGCCUCAAGAACCCACUCCCGCACCACCUCCUUCUGCUGCGACAGUGCCACCUGCCGCUGGUAUUGCUUCAGUUCCAACAUCUCCAGCUGUAAAAGCUGCAGGUGGUGUUGCAUCAUUACCAACAUCCCCAGCUCCAAGGGCACCUGCUCCUUCAUCUUCAGUGCCAACUUCUCCUGUCCCAACUUCCACAGUGUUUCCACCCGCUACUUUUUCACUGCCACCUUCUCCAACCCUCAAACCAUCACGUACUUCGUCUUCAGUUCCUACCUCUCCAGCUUCUACACCAGCUCCAUCUGCUUCCGUCUCAACUUCUCCUUCCACUAGGCCAGUGUCAACCACAUCCUCAGCGCCAAGCUCUCCUGCCCCUGCGCCAGCGACAGUCACAUCCUCGGUGCCAAAUUCUCCAGCCACUAAAGCUGUAACCACCAGUGCAGCUCGUGUGCCUGGCCCUACACCAUCUCUAAGAAUCGUCAAGCCUACAGUUCAAACCCCACCCCAGUCACCUAAGCCUAAGCCCACUGCUCCACCACCUUCUCCUCUAACACUUCCACCUUCCCGAGUAAAAUCUGACGCUGAUCUCGAACCCAAGAUUCCAUUAGUAGCAGAGCCAAAAACUGUGUUGGUUCAGAAGAUUAUUGACAAGCCUAAGGAGGCAGGUGAUUCGCUGAGGGCCUUUGCAGACAGUCUCAGCUCUGGCAUUGCGCGUCUUGCAAAGCCAGAAACUGCCAAAGAUCAAACAAAGGAGAAAGGUAGCGGCAAGAAGAUUUCUUCAGAUUCUGAGGGUGUUGGCAUGAGGGUAAUUACAAUUGCUGGUGAAAACAAAGGUGCUUUCAUGGAAGUAAUCCGUUCUCCGAAGAAACAUUUUUUUGAAGGCAAUUCUCAUACUCUCAACAAGAAGGGUAAUCCUAGAAGUGAAGGCAGUGAUUGGGGAAGCCAGAGCAGCAGUGGUGAAGAAGGCAACAGCAAGAAGGACAAGAACCACAAAGGAAGAUCAACGGGGCCAUCUCCUAUGAGUACAUUUAUGAACAGUAAUGUGCAAGGUGUUAACAACUCAAUCGUUUACAAUUCUUCAUGCAGUUAUCAUGAUCCUGGGGUGCAUGUUGCUCUCUCCAGAAAACCUUCUGGUUCUGCUGGAUUCCAUGUCAAGGACCGUGGCAAUGGCUACCAAAGUUGA
Messenger RNA from Populus nigra (black poplar), 1344 nucleotides. RefSeq names its product vegetative cell wall protein gp1-like. The record is from RefSeq and is a predicted model, not a curated record. NCBI's taxonomy places the organism in Eukaryota, Viridiplantae, Streptophyta, Magnoliopsida, Malpighiales, Salicaceae. Bases 1 to 1344 code for a protein of 447 amino acids. The transcript has a single exon.